GGCACACCUCAGGGCUCCAGAGUCGGGGUAGUGGACGGGGGGACUGCAGUGUUGUUGGGUGGGGGUCUGGCUGAGAAAAUGAAGUCCACUCUCACAGUUCUGGCUCUGAUUCUGUCUUCAGCUGCUAUCGCAACUUCAAGAACACGAUUCACUCGAUAUCGCUCAUGGAAUUCCCGGAUGUACCCAGUAUGGAGAGAUGGUGAUCCCAGAUAUAGAGACUGCUGGAAAGGUGGAGAAGUAACGUUUGAUAUCAGGAACGAUGCUCCGACGCUGACAGGAUCCAGAACAACUUUCAACAUUGAUGUUCGGCCUCCACAGAACCAGACCGUGCUGCCGGACGGUCAGGUGGUGUGGGCCAGGAACUGCACUGUUAACGGGACACAGUACACUGAGGGUCAGCCUGUUUACCCAGAAUUCAACACUACACAGGAAUGGACAGGGGUGUUCCCUGAUGGCACUCCUUUCACCACCAUGUCCCCCAGAAAACCGCGCUACAUCUUUGUCUGGAAGACCUGGGGCCGUUAUUGGCAGGUGGCUGAUGGACCCGCAUCUUCUCUCAGUAUUGGCACAGAUAAUGUGCCCCUGGGCUCCUACAGCAUGGAGGUGGUGAUCUACCACUGUAGAGGAAAAGACAAGUUCAUACCUCUCGGAUAUGCGUCCACACAGUUUUCCAUCACAGAUCAGAUCCCCUUUUCCGUGUCUUUGUCCCAGAUUGGCGAUGUCAACCAGGCCGAUCAGAACUUCAUCCAGAACCGGCCGGUGUUAUUUAGUGUCAGCCUCCACGACCCCAGCCAGUACCUCAGCGGCUCUGACAUCACCUUCAACUGGGACUUCGGAGACAACAGCGGGACACUCAUCUCUCGGGAGCCCUCUGUCGCCCACACUUACCUGUCCACCGGCUCUUUCCGGCCUCAGGUGGUUUUGACCGCUUCCAUCCCGAACGGCUGUGACCCGAACCCAACUCUACCGCCUGCACCUGCUGUUGCAACCACAGGAGCUCCAGUUGUUGAUCCAUCUGCUGGCCCAGCUGAAGCAAUGGCAGUAGACCCACCAGUUCUUUCCCCCACAGAACAGGCUGAUAUAGCUCUGGCGGUUCCUGGCUCAGAGGCUUCACCUGCUGCAGAGGAAGGAGUGGCUGCUUCUGUUGCUCCAGAGGCAGGUACGGACUUGGCAGUGGUGCCAGCUGAAGCAGAAGCUGAAGCAGAUGCAGCCGUUGUUGCUGAAGAUCCAGCCAUCGAGGAUGCUACUGAUGCUGCCACUGGAGAAGCUACAGCUACAGCUGCCACUGUGGAUGCGGAACUGGCAGCAGAUGGUGUUGUUGUGAUUGAUGCUGCUGCCUCUGUUGCUCCCGCUGUACAAGCUGAAGAGGGCACCGUCCUUCCAGAAGCUCCAGCCGUGGACACGGAUGCAGUCGCUGCAGAUGCUGCAGUUGCGGUAGACGCUGAGGCUGCAGCUGCCGCAGAGGUUCCCGCAGAUGCUGAGGCUGCCGCAGAGGUUCCCGCAGAUGCUGAGGCUGCAGCUGCCGCAGAGGUUCCUGCAGAUGCUGAAGUUCCAGCCGAUGCUGAGGUUGCAGCUGCCGUUGAGGCUCCAGUUACUGCUGAGGUUCCAGCAGCUGCUGAGGCAGGCACUGUAGCUCCUGCUGCUGAUGUUGUUAUUACCGUUGUUGCCACAAAUGCUCCAGUCGUUGAAGUGUUGCCAUCAGUGGUGCCAGCAGUGGAGGGUGAGGUUGUGGAGACUGUGGAGGCCGCUGUUGCUGAAGUAGCAAAUACAGAGGCUGCUGCAAAUGAUGCUACUGCAGCUGCAGCUGCACCCACUGUUGCUCCAGCAGUACAGAACGAAGUAGUAGCUGAAGUGGAGGCCGGAACCGAGGCAGCGCAGGUCGCUCUGGUCAUUGCUAAACGACAGGCUCCAGAAAUGCCAGCAGAGGGAAACUGUAUGAUCUACCGCUACGGCUCUUUCUCCACCACGCUGGAUGUUGUUCAGGGAAUUGAGAGUGUGGAGAUUGUGGAAGUAAAUAAUGUUGCUGUUUUGGCUGCGGAGGUGGAGCAGAACGCUGUAGAUCUUACCAUCACCUGCCAGGGCAGUCUGCCCAACGAGGUGUGCACCGUGAUCUCGGAUGCGGACUGUGCCAGCCCAGUACAGACAGUGUGUAACACUGUAACUCCAACCAACGAGUGUCAGAUGAUCCUCCGCCAGUUCUUUAACGACUCAGGAACCUUCUGCAUUAAUGUUUCUCUCACUAAUGAUGUCAGUUUUGCUGUUACCAGUGCAAGAGUCAGCGUGACUGUAGAUUCCGGUUCCACUGCUGGAGGUACAGCUACAGCUAUACUCGGUGUGCUCGUCCUUGUCUGUGUUGUAGGUGGCAUUGCAUUGGCGUACAGGCGAUUUAAACCGUACCAGACUCUGAGGGAAGACUCGGACAGCAGUUCAGAGAGCUCUGGCUGGACCUCGGUGCCGAUGCUCCUGUGGAACAUUCUGAGCCGGCAGUCAAGUGGCGAGAGCCGUCCGCUGCUUCAGGGAAGAGUGGUGUAAACAUCACUGCCUUAAACACACUUUCAUAAAUUAUGGCUAGUACAAAUACCGCAUAUGAGGAACCAACGUCACAGUGAGGACCUUCCCAUUACAGUCAGUACCACACUGUGUUAGAACAUUCCUACAGAAAUAGAUAAAUAAUACAUUAAAGCUAUUCAUGUUGCUGAGCAGGGCUACCAAAAACAUUCAGACACAUUUAGAGAACAUUCCAGAACCAAACACAUACAGAAUUGUAUAGAAAACACAUCAAUAAUGUCAUUUAAUGUCAUUUUCUUUUUAAUAUAUUGAUACUGACUUGAAAUAAAUAAAUAAAUGAAACUUUCUGUGUUGCUGUACCACCUUAAACUGAUGAUAUACAGCUUGUUUUACAUUUUGUUUUAGAUAAAUAAGUUAUUAACUGACGCAGAUCAUGUACUGUAGAAUUAACACACUCUGUGUUCGCUGAUUCUGAUAUAGAUGAUAUAAUAUCUGUCAAAAAUCAUUGUUUUUGUGCUUUAUGUCUCUGGAUGACUUUUCACUGAAAGCUUAUCAUCAAAUAAAUAUUUAAAAAAGA
Molecule: messenger RNA, 3085 nt
Organism: Astyanax mexicanus (Mexican tetra)
Lineage: Eukaryota; Metazoa; Chordata; Actinopteri; Characiformes; Acestrorhamphidae
Gene: pmela
Product: premelanosome protein a
Exons: 12
Coding region: 79-2532 (817 amino acids)
Biological process (GO): melanosome organization
Cellular component (GO): melanosome
Source: RefSeq, a predicted model, not a curated record